AUGGCUGCACCUAAUGGAGGAUACUUCAUCCAGGAUAAACUGUACAAGACAGCUCCCCACCAUGAGAGCUACAAGCAGCUCUGGGAGACCAAGUGGAAGAAGCCUGUACGCGUUGAACUACAAGUAUACUAUACAAUCACCAGGCUAACCCAUGUAGNNUGCGAAAUGGGUGUCUACCCUUUCAUGUUUUCUGCAGUUAAGGACUUCGAGCCGAUCGUCGAGAAGCUUGUUGCUGGCGACUACAAAGAGCCAUACGAUUGGGACGACUAUGCUCAGGUUUACUUCCCUAAGGCCGAGGAGCUGGUCUCCGAGGCACAAAAGGCUGAGCAAGAGGGAAACAAGGAGAAGGCUUCUGAACUCUACNUUGUGAGUUUGGGACACAAACAAAAGAUACCAAUACUGACAAAUUAUAGGCGGGCAAGUGCUGUCUACCGCAUCUCGAGGUUUCCUGCUCCACGCUCAGAGAAGCAAAGAUACGCCUGGCAGGAAGGCAAGAAAGCUUGCAUCAAGGGUCUAGGGCUUCGCGAACACCCCGUCCAAGAGAUCGAAGUACCACACACUCAUGGCAUUGAAGGAGAAGGCAAGAACAUCCCCAUCUACCACCUCCUCCCUUCAGACGCCAGCGAAUCAAACCCUGCCCCCGUCGUCCUCAUCAUGACCGGUCUGGACGGCUACCGCACAGAGCUCUCCGUCUGGAUGGAAGGAUGGCGUCAAAACGGCGUCGGCACCAUUGUCGUCGAAAUCCCAGGCACCGGCGACUCUCCAGCUCUAGCCUCUGACCCAACAUCUCCCGAUCGCCAAUGGAGCAGUUUGCUAGACUGGAUUGACACCCAGCCCGCCAUUGCAAAAGACAAAGUCUGUGUAUGGGCCUUUUCGACAGGAGGCUAUUAUGCCAUUCGCCUUGCCCACACGCAUCCCACUCGUCUUGCUGGCGUAGUCGCACUAGGCGGCGGUGUCCACCACAUGUUUGACGAAGAAUGGCUCAACAACGUAAACAACCUCGAAUACCCCUUCGACCUCGCGACAACCCUCUGCUACAAAUACGGCUACGGCAACGACUUUGAGAAGUUCAAGAAAGAAGCANAAAAGUUUUCUUUACUCGAAGAUGGCACCUUGGACAAGCCCGACUGCGCAAGACUAUUCCUCGUCAAUGGUACCGAGGAUGAAAUCUUCCCUAUUGAUGACUAUUAUCUUUGUUUGCUGCAUGGGGCACCCAAGGAGGCGAGGUUUAUUCCGGGGAUCAAGCAUAUGGGUGAGCCGGAGAGCUUUNUUGUUAUCCUUAGGUGGAUCUACAAGCUCUUUGGCAUCAAGGCCAAUCCGGUGGAUCAGAUGAAGACUAUUCCCUUCAAGCCAAAGUAUUAG
Molecule: messenger RNA, 1362 nt
Organism: Aureobasidium vineae
Lineage: Eukaryota; Fungi; Ascomycota; Dothideomycetes; Dothideales; Saccotheciaceae
Source: the annotation of a GenBank genome assembly